This is a messenger RNA of Lactuca sativa (garden lettuce), 1272 nucleotides long. RefSeq lists its product as uncharacterized. Lineage: Eukaryota; Viridiplantae; Streptophyta; Magnoliopsida; Asterales; Asteraceae. The record is from RefSeq and is a predicted model, not a curated record.
AUGGGAGAUAACCAUGGAGGGAAUCCACCUCCAAAUCCACCACCCGAGCAAACUCUUCUCCAAUGGGCGAGGCAGGAGGUUACACAACAACCUCUUUGCAUUACAUAUCCAGCUGCCACCAACUUAGAAAUAAAAUCCGGACUCAUCCACUUACUCCCUACCUUUAGAGGCUUGGAAAAUGAAGAUCUCCACAAGUUUCUAACAGAAUUCCAUGUUGUGUGUGUUAGGAUGAAACCACAUAAUGUCACGGAAUAUCAAAUCAAGCUUAGGGCAUUCCCCUUCGCAGUUCAAGAUGCAACUAAAGACUGGCUCUAUGACCUCCCACCGAGGACGGUAACUACUUGGGUAGAUCUUGUGAGGUUGUUUUUGGAUAAAUACUUUCCCAAGAUGAAAGCUUUAGCCAUGCGAAGGGAAAUCAUUGGAAUUAAGCAACAUAAAAGAGAAGCUUUUCACACAUAUUGGGAAAGGUUCAAGAAACUUUGUGCCUAUUGUCCCAAACAUGGAAUUACCGAGUACCAACUCCUCCAAUACUUCAUUGAAGGCAUGAAUCCAAUGGAAAGAAGGCUUCUUAAUGCUUCAAGUGGUGGAUCUUUACCCGACAAGACUCCAACUGAAAUCCACAACCUAAUCAAGAACAAGGCUGAAGAUUCUAAGCAUUCAAUCCAUGAUGAAGAAUGGUACACGGAUACACCCCGAGGUGUGAAGGAAGUCCAAACUCCACAAAUUGAAGCUCAAUUGUCUGAGCUUACGAAAGUGGUAAUGAUGCUAGCUAAAGAUAAAGGUGUGCAUCCCACACCCCGCCCUUGUGGUAUUUGCACUCAAGUGGGACACCCAACUGACAUGUGCCCACAACUUCAAGAAGAAGAUUAUGAAGAAGCGAAAGCCAUGAGGGCCAUUCUGGAUCAAAUCAAAGAGGAAACGAUCAGCCACGAGGUGACCAAAGAUGGAACAACAAUCAAGCCAAGGCAGCCACAACACCCUCCUCAACAAGCGGGUUCAUCAAGUAUGUCCUUAGAGGACAUAGUGAAGAGUUUGGCAACUAGUACACAAGCUUUCCAGCAAGAAACAAAAGCAAGCAUAAAGAACUUAGAGCAACAAGUUUCACAGCUUGCUACUUGCGUAAGCAAACUAGAAUCUCAAGGAAAGUUGUCCGCCCAAACUGAAACGAACCCAAGGCACAACGUGUGUGUCAUCACAUUGAGAGGCGGAAAGAGCUACAAUGAUCCAAAAGUAUCGGUUGAUCAAGAGGAAGAAGAAAUAAUGGUCGAAUAG